Aspergillus aculeatus ATCC 16872 is the source of this 1104-nucleotide messenger RNA. RefSeq lists its product as uncharacterized. Lineage: Eukaryota; Fungi; Ascomycota; Eurotiomycetes; Eurotiales; Aspergillaceae. The coding region runs from base 1 to 1104 and encodes 367 amino acids. The transcript is spliced from 2 exons. The record is from RefSeq and is a predicted model, not a curated record.
AUGGCUCCGGCUCCGGCUCUGGUUCUGGUUCUGUUGGUGGCUCUGGCUCUGGCUCUGGCUCUGGCUCUGGUUCUGGCUCUAUCGGCGGAUCCGGCUCCGGUACUGGUGCUGGUGCUGCGACCACCCCUUGGCGGUUCUUCUCCCAGCGCUCCUGCCGGUAACAACGGCGGCUCUCCUAGCGGUGCUUCUCCUACCGGUGGUGUUCCUAGCGGCAGCUCCAGCGGUUCUUCCGGCAGCUCCAGCGGUUCUUCCAGCGGCUCCGGCUCUAGUGGUUCUUCUGGCAGCUCUAACGGCUCCGGCUCCGGCUCCAGCGGCAGCUCCAGCGGUUCUUCCGGCAGCUCCAGCGGUUCUUCCAGCGGCUCCGGCUCCAGCGGCAGCUCCAGCGGUUCUUCUGGCAGCUCCAACGGCUCCGGCUCCAGCGGCAGCUCUAGCGGCUCUUCUGGCUCUUCUCCCAACGGCGGCUCCAACGGUGCUUCUCCUAGCGGUGCCAGUGCUGAGUCUGCCACUACUCCUUGUGACACCAUUGUCAGCGAGACUGUUAUCCCUGUUGCUACCAACACUGCGGGUGGCUCUGUUCCCACCGCUCCUGCUCAGACUGGUGCUGUGCCCACUGGCACCGUCCCCGCUGGCGGUGCUGCUCCUUCCGGUGCCGCUCCCUCGAGUGGUGCUCCCUCGGGUGGUGCUGCCGGCGGUGCUGGUGGUGAUGCCUCCGCCACUCCCUGCGAAACCUCCGUUAGCGAGACCGUCGUUCCUGUCGGUACCCAGACUGUGGGUGGCUCUGGCGCCGCUCCUUCUGGUGGCGCCGCUGGUGGUGAGGCUCCCUCUGGUGUUGCCAGCGUUCCUGCUGUCCCUACUUCCAGCACUGUCCCUGAGGGCGCCAGCGCUGACUCCACCACCACUCCUUGCGACACCCUCGUUACUGAGACUGUCAUCCCUGUUGCUACUCAGACUGAGGGCUCUCCUGCCCCCAGCGGCACCGCCGCUGAGGGAGGCUCCGCCCCCCAGAUCACCACCGCCCCUGUCGCAGGCUCGGGCUCCGGCUCGGGCUCUGACGUGGUCACUGUCACUGUCACCACCACUGUGAGCGUCGCUGCUUGCGAGUAA